This is a messenger RNA of Talaromyces stipitatus ATCC 10500, 2402 nucleotides long. RefSeq lists its product as uncharacterized. Lineage: Eukaryota; Fungi; Ascomycota; Eurotiomycetes; Eurotiales; Trichocomaceae. The coding region runs from base 540 to 1145 and encodes 201 amino acids. Gene Ontology annotation, cellular component: phagophore assembly site. The transcript has 3 exons. Gene Ontology annotation, biological process: autophagosome assembly; autophagy. The record is from RefSeq and is a predicted model, not a curated record.
ACCUCGUAUAUCGCUACUCCAGACUACAUUACGUACUCUGUAUUGCAUGCAUGGGGCUACCGAGUGCAUGGCCUUGGAUAGACUCCGACGGUGGCCGAUAACUAACUAACUUACGGAGGGGUUUAGCUUCGUUCUUCCCCUCUAACCCAGCUCGAAUCUUCUCCAUCCCACUCAGUACAUCUCACUCAAUAUUCCUCUUGAUUAUGCACGUCGCCAAUACCGAUAGUACAUACCACGAGUUAUAGGCGGCAUUAUCCCCGAUAUUAAAUCACAUACUUUUAAAGCUCUCCUCUAAUAUCCGGCAACGGCAGCGGCAACCUCCCCACCACCACAUACCGACCCUCAAACUAUACAAAUGCACCACAUUGCUCUUCCACGACUGCUACAUCUCACAUCUGCGCACCCGGCUUGAUUGACUGUUUUGCGAAAUACUCAGCGACGUUGUUUUUUACUCCGUUUCGCUCGAGAAAAAAGCAGACAGUUCUCGCCGUGGUGAGAAGUAUCCGAGAAAGAAAAGAGAGAAGGAAAAUUUCUCCAGUAUGGAGCCCCGCCGCAACCCUCCGGAAUACUUUCUUGAGAUCUUUGCCGAUUCGAAUUCAGUCAAGGAUGUGCUUAAAGGCGUAUUAAACCUCAUCUUUUUCCACCGUUACUUCCCUUCCAUCCGACCCGGCACUGUCGACAUUCUCGACCUCACAUUACCGACUGUGAAUGACGUAGAACUCGAGACAUUGAUCGACUCGCGCGUAAACGCUCUGGUGCGCCAACAUCUCUCGACAUCCUCCAACUCAUAUAGCGCCGGAAAUGGAGUACGAGGACGAAUUGCCGUUGAAUUUUUCGAGAAGAAACGAAAAAAAUCAGGAAUGUGGUUUGGCAGUUUAGCUGGGAAGGGGGAAGAGGAGGUUUGUUGGGAGAUUUGGACUUUGGAUGUGACCAUUGCGACGCCGAGGACGGAAUCAGAACGAGCAAAAGUCCGAAAAGCAAUGGAGAAUAUGCUUCAAAAAGCAGCAUUGAAAAUUCUCACGAAUGUUAAUCGGGAUAAAGAUCAUAUACCACCAAUUACGACAAGCAACUCGAAUCCGUUCCCGUAUCGAAUUGUCCUCAAUCCCCGAACGGACAGUUGGGGGAAUCGUAUUAGUUUGUAUUGAAGUUUGCACUUCUAUUCCUCGUCUACUGGACCAGGGUAUAUGCGAUAAUACGGCAUAAUCCGUUGGCGGAUUAGACGGGUAUUUCAAGGUCCUCUCAUCAACGAAAAUAAUUUACAUCAUUACGAAAGACACGAAGCAUGAUUCAACGACACUCAACUCAAUACUUCAUCCUCGCGAAACAGCAAGCAUUUUCGCUACCGCUGCUGGGAAACUUUCAUACAGUACUUGAAAAAGUCUCAUACAUGAUCAACACGCUCAUGACAGAAUAAAUCACGAAGCAAAAUCCACACAAAUUCAAAAUAAACGGAGCCUGUAAAGUUUGCAGAACUCCGGGUCUCUAUAUCUCUCCACCAUAACAUAAUCAUGACCAUACCAGCUCUCACCAAGAAACAAAGAUGCCGUACUAGGCUUUUCUUGACAUCCGAGUUGCCCACUCCAACGCCGAAAGAGUAGUCCAUUGAAUGAAACAGAAGAUCGAUUCAUUAUGAUUGAUUGUCCGGAUUCCUCGAGUUCAAUGCAGGAAUUUACUGCGUCUUGCUGGCAGCUUCGGCUUGAGCCUUCAAGUUGGAAGAGGUCGAACCGCUAGAGAAGAAACGGGCGAACAAGGGCUGGAUGAAGGAGUGGAAGACGACUUGGGCGCCGCUGUGAAUGUAUUAGAAUUAAGAUAUCUUAUGACUUGCUCAGGGAGGCAGUUUACUCACUUGAAUUGAGGAAGGGACAUCCAGAGAACAAGGACGAACUUGAAGAUGUAGUAGAAAGCUGGUCAAAGAUCAGUAUACAAGUAAUCCAUCCUCUUUUGAAGCAGUAUCACUUACGGAACCAGUAAGAGGCAUUGAUAGCACUUUCAAUAACAGUCAAGAAAGCGUACACAACCCAGUACUAUUCGUAUUAUUAGUAAAUAUCCGCCAACUCUACUCAGCACGUCAACUUACAGUCAACCACUAGAAAUCAAAUUAGCACAUCUCCUUAAUCGCUAAAAAAUAUCUAUGACUACUUACCUGAGUAUCAUCAGCGGUACCAGCUGUAAACAAAGCAUUCAACGAGUAAUAACCCGGAAUCAAGAAACCGGCAAAAUUGACCAGAAAUUCACCAGCAAUGUUGAAGAAGACAAGGAAGAAGUAGAUUCCGACAACGCCGAGGAUGGCGUAUACCUUUGGCACGGAGGUUUGUCGUUCGAGAUUGUUGAGGAGAGGGUAUUUGGAGAGCUAAUUUUUUUUUUCAUAUUUGAGGUUAGAAAUCGAAUUACCAAUUUCUCUC